Molecule: messenger RNA, 2088 nt
Organism: Mesorhabditis spiculigera
Lineage: Eukaryota; Metazoa; Nematoda; Chromadorea; Rhabditida; Rhabditidae
Source: the annotation of a GenBank genome assembly
AUGAGUGAAAAUGUAGGAAACUUCGGAGGAAACAAUCGUGGCGGCGGCCAAGGCGGCCGUGGCGCGUACGUGCCUCCUCAUCUUCGUGGAAGUCGCGGCGGCGGCGAAGAUCACGGUAAUGGUGCACCCCGCGGUGACGGUGGUAUGCACAAGAGUUCAAGCUUCAACAAUCGCGGAAAUUUUGGCGAUGGUGACGGCGGCAAUCGCGGAUAUGACGGUGGAUACGGUGGAGGACACCGUGGCGGACGCGGCGGUGGUCGUGGCGGCCGUGGCGACUACAACAAUGGCGGCGGCUACCGCGGGCGACAGUCCUACGACCGCAGCAACUACCACGACGAGCAGGAGUGGAAGGGACAAGGGCGCGGCGGCGCCGGCGGUGGACAUCAUGAUCAGGCGCCUCAAGAUGGAGGAGCCGGAUUUGGCGGCGGAUUUGCAGGCGGAAAUCGCGCUCCCGCACAGAACUCUCGCUGGAGCCAGGAGCAAGAGCGUCAGCAACAAGGUUGGGCCCGCCAACUUCCCCGAGACGAACGCCUCGAGCAGGAGCUGUUCGCCGGCAUGAACUCGGGCAUCAACUUUGACAAAUACGAGGAGAUCCCCGUCGAGGCCACCGGCGAAAACGUCCCCCAGCCCAUCAGCUACUUUGCCGAGCUGAAGCUGCACGAGUGGAUCGAGGAGAACAUUAAGAAAUCGGGCUACGACCGCCCCACCCCCGUCCAGAAGUACAGCAUCCCGGCGUUGAUGGACAACCGCGAUCUGAUGUCCUGCGCGCAGACCGGAUCCGGAAAGACAGCUGCCUUCUUGGUGCCGCUGAUCAACGCUAUCUUGCAGGGUGGUCCCGAAGCCAUCCACCGGGAAGACAUCGGGCGCUCCGGGCGCAAGAAGCAGUUCCCCAGCGCCCUCAUCCUGUCGCCGACCCGUGAGCUGUCCCUCCAGAUCUACAACGAGUCGCGCAAAUUCGCCUACCGCACCCCGAUCACGUCGGCGCUGCUCUACGGAGGUCGCGAAAACUACCGGGACCAGAUCAACAAGCUGAGGCUUGGCUGCCACAUCCUCAUCGCCACCCCUGGCCGUCUGAUCGACGUGAUGGAGCAGGGCUACAUCGGCCUCUCCGGCUGCAACAACCUGGUGCUCGACGAGGCCGAUCGGAUGUUGGACAUGGGUUUCGAGCCCCAGAUUCGUCAGAUUGUCGAGCUGUCGAGCAUGCCGCGCAAGGGUGAACGAGUCACAGCUAUGUUCUCCGCCACCUUCCCCAAGGAGAUCCAGGUUCUCGCCCAAGAUUUCCUAAUGCCCGACUACGUGUUCUUGGCGGUCGGCCGUGUCGGCUCAACCUCGGAGAACAUCCAGCAGAAGGUCGUCUGGGUCGAGGAGAACGAGAAGCGCAACAUUCUGAUGGAUCUGCUCGAUGCUGGAGGCCAAGAAGCCCUGACCGUCGUGUUCGUAGAGACGAAACGCGGCGCUUCGGAUCUUCAGUACUACCUGGAACGCAAUGACUACGGUGUCGUCGCCAUCCACGGCGAUCUCAAGCAGUUCGAGCGUGAGCAGAACCUCGACAUGUUCCGGUCUGGCCAAGCCAACGUGAUGGUCGCUACGGCAGUCGCUGCCCGUGGUCUCGACAUUCCGAACGUGCGCCACGUCAUCAACUACGAUCUGCCGAAUGACAUUGACGAGUACGUGCACCGUAUCGGUCGUACGGGUCGUGUGGGAAAUAUUGGUCUCGCCACGUCGUUCUUCAACGACAAGAACCGCAACAUUGCCCGCGACCUGAUGGACCUGAUCGUCGAGUCGAACCAGGAGCUGCCCGAUUGGCUCGAGCGCUGCGCGAGCGACAGCGGCCGUUAUGGCGGCAGCGGACGCCCGCAACGUGGACGCGGUGGACGUUUCGGAGGCCGCGAUCAUCGUCUCGAGUCUGGCGGCGGCGGCGGCCGCGACUUCCGCAGCGGUGGUGGCGGAUACGGCGGCGGCAGCGGCUCGGGCUACGGGAGCGGUGGACGCUCGGGCGGCGGCUUCGGCAACGGCGGUGGUGGCGGCUUCGGCGGCGGCUCGCGCCCGGCCCCGUCUCGUCCGGCGGCCGCCAACGAUUGGUGGAAC